AUGGAAUUCUGGAGAAGGAAGAAGGAUAAGGAGGAGGCGAGAGAGUGUUUCCUCAAAAAUGGAAGCAAGUAUCUUCAAAAACUCAUAGCUGACUCUAACGGCAAAUCAAACCCUAUCCAAAUGUUUUCUUCCCACCAAAUCUCCAAGGCCACUAAUCACUUCGACCCCAAGUGUUCUCUCCCUGUGUUGGUUGCGAGGAAGCCGGUGACUGGAACUUUAGGAUACGUAGAUCAUAUUUAUCGCUCAACGGGGAUAGUGACAGAGUAUUUAGAUGUGUUCAGUUUUGGAAUCUUUAUGUUGGUUCUUCGUUUGGGAAGACCAGCAUUUUUGGUUGAAUCAGUUGCCAGGUGGGAUCUUGGUAAUAUUCUUGAUAGUGUUAAGGAUAUGCAGGAGAGAAGAGAACCUGUUGAGUUUGGAGGUGAUUUGAACGAGAUGAGGCCUGGUCAGAUGAAAAUGUUUCUCGACCUGGCACUGAGAUGCUGCGAGAAGAGGAAUGAAGAUAGGCCAACGAUGAUCUCGGUAGCAAAAGAAUGUAAAUAA
Messenger RNA from Brassica napus (rape), 540 nucleotides. Its product is annotated as serine/threonine-protein kinase ZRK1-like. Bases 1 to 540 code for a protein of 179 amino acids. The transcript is spliced from 2 exons. The record is from RefSeq and is a predicted model, not a curated record. NCBI's taxonomy places the organism in Eukaryota, Viridiplantae, Streptophyta, Magnoliopsida, Brassicales, Brassicaceae. Gene Ontology annotation, biological process: cell surface receptor signaling pathway; protein phosphorylation. Gene Ontology annotation, molecular function: protein serine/threonine kinase activity. Gene Ontology annotation, cellular component: plasma membrane.